Messenger RNA from Pygocentrus nattereri (red-bellied piranha), 6333 nucleotides. RefSeq names its product Rho GTPase activating protein 32a (gene arhgap32a). The record is from RefSeq and is a predicted model, not a curated record. Gene Ontology annotation, biological process: small GTPase-mediated signal transduction. Gene Ontology annotation, molecular function: GTPase activator activity; phosphatidylinositol binding; protein binding. Gene Ontology annotation, cellular component: nucleoplasm; cell cortex; Golgi apparatus. The transcript is spliced from 22 exons. Bases 208 to 5325 code for a protein of 1705 amino acids. Lineage: Eukaryota; Metazoa; Chordata; Actinopteri; Characiformes; Serrasalmidae.
GAGCUGCGCUCGAGCCGCCGCUCUGAGGUACAAGUUGGUUCGACCGUUGAUUUUUUAGCAUUUAGCAGUUCGGUUUUUACUCGUUUUUGGAGGAGAAAUGGAGGAAAUGGCCUGCGAUAUAAAACGGUCGAGGCGGCCACGCUGUGUGUGAGAUAUUCAGACGUUCAGUGGUGGACAGACGGGCAGCUGUUGCAGUGAGUCAGUAUCAUGGAGGCAGGCAGUGAGACUGCUGCAGCGCCACACAGCACAGCUCCAACACCUCUGGGAGACGCAUCCAGUCAUGAUCUGCUCCAAGGUGUGUGCCUGCCCAGCCCCCAUGUGCUGGAGGAGGAGAGGAGGCCACAGACAGCGGAGAGAGCAGGCUGGGAGGACGCCAUCGCUCUUAUGGCGAGGAGUGCAGAUGUGGUCCCCGAGCUGCCUGCUGAAUCAUCUCUCCGCUCAUGCACCAGCACCGCCAGCAUGAAGGUCAAGAACGUGAAAAAGCUGUCUCUCACUAAAGGCCAUUUUCCUCGCCUGGCAGAGUGUGCCCACUUCCACUAUGAGAACGUGGACUUUGGCUCAGUUCAACUCUCUCUGGCCAAGGAUCAGAAUGAUCUGACGCGCAGCAGCCCAGACUCAAAGGAGCUUGUGUAUCUCGUCCAGAUCUGCUGCCAGGGCCGGAAAUGGAUUGUAAGAAGGACGUAUGAAGACUUUCGUGUCCUUGACAAGCACCUCCAUCUCUGUAUUUAUGACAGAAGGUUCUCUCGGCUCACGGAGCUGCCCCGAUUUGACAGCCUGACGGACAAUUCAGAGCCUCUUUCCCAGAUGCUUACUGCCUACCUUUCUCGCCUCUCAGCCAUUGCUGACAACAAGAUAAACUGUGGGCCCGCAUUGACAUGGAUGGAGAUUGAUAAUAAAGGAAACCACCUGCUGGUCCAUGAUGAAUCCUCCAUUAAUGUUCCAGCGGUUGCUGCUGCUCAUGUCAUAAAGCGCUACACAGCCCAGGCUGCUGACGAGCUCUCCUUUGAGGUUGGAGACAUAGUUUCAGUCAUCGAUAUGCCUCCCAAAGAGGACACUGGCUGGUGGAGGGGUAAACAUGGCUUUCAGGUGGGAUUUUUCCCUUGUGAAUGUGUGGAACUAAUCAGUGAAAAAGUCCCUCCACAUGUGACCAGUUCACUGCCCAAACCAGUGUCUAAGAAGCAUGGGAAGCUGAUCACAUUCCUGCGGACUUUCAUGAAGUCACGACCCACCAAGCAGAAGCUGAAGCAGCGAGGGAUCUUGAGGGAGAGAGUGUUUGGCUGCGACCUGGGAGAACACCUCCUCAAUUCAGGCCAUGAUGUUCCUCAAGUCAUCAAGAGCUGCGCUGAGUUCAUUGAAAAGCAUGGGGUUGUUGAUGGAAUUUACCGCUUGUCUGGGAUUGCCUCCAAUAUUCAGAAACUGCGGCAUGAGUUUGACUCCGAGCACAUUCCAGACCUCACUAAGGAUGCAUAUAUCCAGGACAUCCACUCUGUAGGCUCCCUGUGCAAGCUCUAUUUCCGUGAGCUUCCCAACCCCCUUCUCACCUACCAGCUCUAUGACAAAUUCUCAGAUGCCGUAUCAGCAGCCACAGAUGAUGAGAGACUGGUCAAAAUUCAUGAUGUUAUCCAGCAGUUGCCUCCUCCGCACUACAGAACUCUUGAGUUCCUUAUGAGGCACUUGUCCCGCAUGGCGACCUUUAGCUAUGUUACCAACAUGCAUUGCAAAAACUUGGCAAUUGUCUGGGCUCCCAAUCUUCUCAGGUCCAAGCAAAUUGAGUCGGCCUGCUUCAGUGGCACGUCUGCGUUCAUGGAGGUUCGCAUACAGUCAGUCGUGGUAGAAUUCAUCCUGAAUCAUGUUGAUGUGCUCUUCAGCCCCAGACUGAGCACUCUGAUCCGUGAGAGCACAGGCCACAGCACUUUGUCCCGGCCAAAAUCGCUGCUGGUGUGCUCGCCAUCCACUAAGCUGCUCUCUCUGGAGGAGGCGCAGGCUCGGACUCAGGCUCAGCUCGUCUCUCCUGUGUCCCCCGACAGCAAGUACAUUGAAGUAGGCGAGGGUCCAGCCGCCCUACAGGGAAAGUUCCACACCAUCAUAGAGUUCCCUAUGGAGAGAAAGAAGGCCAAGGUGAAGAAAUCUCCUGUGGCAAGCUGGCGUUCAUUUUUCAAUAUGGGAAAAUCGUCCACCACAGCUAAGCGCAAACUGCACCGCCAUCCCAGUGAGCCCAACGAGAUAAAGACCAUGGCCCUCCCAGGUGGUAGAGGAGACACUGGAACAUUGCGAUCAGCAAAAAGUGAAGAAUCUCUCUCUUCACAUAACUUUGAUGGCGGAUCAGGUGUCUAUCGACCACGCAGACCUCGGUCCACUAGUGAUGCCCUGUCCAGCUCCUUCAAUGAAGAGCUAUUGAACAGCAAAAUCCACAGAGACUUCCAGUCUGGCCAAAAAGACAGCAGAAAGGACCCAGCCGUAUCCACCUCUUGUGUGCCUGCUCUCAUAUCACCCCCUCACUCUGCUGACGCUGUUCUUGGCAUGGCCUCUCUAGACUUUGACCCCAUGUCCUUUCAGUGCAGUGCACCUCCAGCUGUACAGUCCACUGUAUCUGAUGGAAGAAAGAGGGACAGCAGAAGGAAGAAUGGAGGUAGCUCCAGUGAGUCAGAACCUUUGAACAAAGUCACCAGUCCUAUAUUUGCAUCUGACGUCAUCCCAAAGGCCAUGGAGGAUGCAAAUCACAGACAGUCAGCUUCAGGGAAAUUUGUACCAGCGAUUAAAGCUAAAGUAGAACUUGAGUCUUCUGAGAGCGUUCCAGAGGGCCUGAUCCAGAACUCAGAGGAAGCUUUGGAGACGAAAGGUCUGUCUUUGCCCCCCACUCAGGGGAUCUCACCUCUGAUCAAGUCCAGUGAGUCAGCAAGAAGUGAAGAGGGUCAACAUAAGCUCUCAUCCUUAUGUCAGGCAACGAGUGAAACCCUAGAUGAAACUCACAGUGAACAAGCUCAGCCAGUGAAGCAAGCAGAAUCAGGUGCAGUGACAUUUGACUGCACUCCAGGUCUGGUGAGGUCUGUGUCUCUCAUAACCCCCCAACCUGCAGUGAAGAGUGCUGCCCGUAUAUUGGCCCUAGCCUUGGCUGAGUCUGCCCAGCAGGCCACCCAACUGAGGAAGCGAGGGAGUUCUGAACCACCUACUCCUCUCUCUCCAGUUCAUCUCCAGGAUCCACUCUCUAUGUUACAGUGGGCCCCACCAUCUUCUCUACAACCUCAGACAUCUUCUGCUAAUAGAGAAGAUCGCUGUGUCAACUGCAAACCCUUUGCAGGUCCUUCAAGCACUAUUUCCACUGGGAGCCGCACAGAGGCAGGGAGCCUGCAGAGCACCUGCGCCUGUCAUGGCAGUGAGAGUGGACUUAGCUACUCUGAUGGAGGUGAUGUAUCUUCUGCAAGUCAUGGGACCAAUGUGCUCCCCAAGAACUUAUCUGUUGUUAAAGGUCUAGACACACAGCAAGCCCCCGAGAGCCAUACGGCCAUGAGAGAGAACGUCCGGCAUGUUGGAGUUGGUACAGAAGGUAGUGGCCUGGGCCAAAGCUCUGACAUGGACUCCUACAAGAGUCUGAAGCCCUCUGUCUCUCAGACAGAGAGCUCUUUGCACUGCGCAACUGAGGAUCAGUCAGCUACAACUACUCUUCUUAGCAAGCAGGUUGCCAACGCGUCCAACUUCCGUGCCAUAUUAGCUGAAGCUUCCAUGCCAGCUUCCGUGCAUGAGGUUCUUCCGCAUGCUCCAGUGUCACCUCAGAAUUACCAGUACAGCCCCAAAGAGGAGAAUAUUCUGAGGUCUUCAGGACACAUGUUCCCCCUGCACUGGUCAAGUCCAGUGGGGCAGAACACUUCAUAUAUUCAGCCUGAUUAUGUGCAGCACCAGGCUAAGAUUCCUUCCAAGGACCACUACAACACCCUGGCACCGAGGUCACUCCACCAGUCCAUUAAAUACAAAGGUCAACAGAGGGAUGAGUACUCCCCAAGUCGUUUCUACAGACAUGGUGGACCAAGAUACCCACCAAUGGAUGGUGCCUCUGUGUACCCCACCAUUCGUAGGGUGCGUUCCAUGCAUGCCCCACCUGAGGACAAAUUUUUCUUCUACCAGCAUCCCACCUGCCAGAACAAUCUUUACCAAAUACCGGUUCCCUCAGAUAUUCACCAUGUGCGGCCUUACUUUGAGGACGGCAAAGUUCAGUAUAGGUACAGCCCCUAUUCAGAGGCUCGAUAUAACAAUGUGGAUCAAUACAGAGUAGACAGUCACGGAUACAGCCACUCCUACACCCUCCGCAGGCUGCCCCCUCAUCCUGGCAGGGUGAUGAGUAGUAUUGAAAACUAUCACAAUCCACGCCUCAACCCGCCCUUCAGCAGAGAAGCUAGUUUCAUAAAACAAGAGGUUGGCACUAGAGGGAAAAACACUGCUCUGUACGAAACUUUGGAUUCUGGUAUGUCUGACCAACAUUUCAGUCAGUCCAAUAGACAAGGAAAUAUUGGGAAAAGGCACCUGCCAGAACCUGCUGUGCACCAGCCCCAUCUUCAGAAAGGAACACGGAGGUGUCAAGAAACAGUGCACAUGAGAAGCAAAUCCGAUUCAGGUAAAGAUCUGCUGAUUUCUACCGAAGGUGCUGACGGGAAAUACAGGGUUACCAUGGUGUCCCAUUACUCCCCUGAGCAUCCACUUUCUGAGCCUGACAUAUCCCUCCCCGUCCGUUUGGAGAGGCAGGGGAGUAGGCCUGGUGCCAAAGCAGCACUAAUGCUAAAGCAGAGCCGCUCCAUGAUGAACUACCCACAGCACGUUCUGGAGGCCCAGCCACUGCCACGGAACCUGACUCUGCAUAAGGAAUACAGCUGCCCAGAUUUUAAACACACCGAUUCUUCUGAGAGUAGCAGUGCACGAUUUCACAACCAGGACAAGCCCAUGUAUAAGACCCUCAGAAGUUAUCCUAAAGAGGACUACCAGUAUGUUUGGGUUAAGGGCCAUGAUCUGCAGAGGUCGGAGAGAUCGCAGAGUGUGAAAAGUCGCCAGCCACCUGGCCGUGCCAAAAUGACUCUGGACCGAGAUCACAGACUGUCGUAUCCCAUCCAGAACAGGGCGAGGACUCGUAGCAUGUUUGUGCCGUCUCGUUCUGAUUACAUCGAUGGCUACGUGUCUGUGCAGGCAAAAGUACCCAAGCCCAGUCGAAUGGGGACUGGCAUUUUUCCUAACUAUGGCUGCAUGCCCCCUCAUAGUAACAGAUUAUACUCCACAGCUGUGGGCCAAGGAGGCUUUCUCCACUCUGAGCUUAGGCCUGAGACAGAGAUAUAUGCUGAAUGAACUAAUAUAUUAUGCUAAUGGAACUUUCAAAUCUUGGAUGAAGUGUAAAAACAGCCUCUGCUGGCCAGUGGUCUUUUAUUGUCCAGAAUUAUUCUAUAAAAGACAAAGACGUAUUAAAUGUGUAUCAGUAUGGUAUGAAAGUUCACUUUGGGGUUCAUAUUAAAUCACUAAAUGACACUAGACCUCACGGAGCAUGGAGCCACUAUGUUAAAAGAUUCAAUAUGACAUCAAAGGUUCGGUUUGAGCACUUUCACAAGAUUUUCAUUAAGACAAAAAUCAGUUUUGUGUUCAGUGAAAACCUUUAACUCCUACUGAUCUCAUAGUUUAAACCAGGAAUGAAGCCCUCACAUCUUACGGGUUGACUAGGCUGCAUAUAACACUUUACGUUGUUCCUCAUCUCAGAUGUCCAGUAACAUGAAAGGUGGUUCAUGGUGAAGGGUAAUUUUAAUAUAAAAUUUCUACAUAAUUAAAUUUCUGCAUAAUUAAAAGGCUAACAUAAUAUAAAAUGCUCCGUUGUAGAGACGUUUACCACAAAAUGUUUACAGUGGUGGUGAUGGGAUCCAGUCUGAAGAGUUCAGUGCCACUAAAAGCUACCUGACAAAGUUAGUACUAACUCUGAUAUCUGUGAUAAUGUUUACAGUAGUAUUAAGAUGAGGUUUUGGCCUGAAAGGUAUUUUAAAAUAAAUAAAUAAACAGUAAUGGCAAAAAGGUGUGUGUGCGUGCACAUAUAUAUGCGCAGGGUGUCAUCAGGUAAAACCCCCCAAAAUUUUUUUUUUGUAUUUUUAUUUAAUCUCCCACUAUUUUACCCUUUAUCAACAUAGCAUAAAAACUCAGAAGACAGGUGUGUUGUCAUUUAGGAUAGUAAAUAAAAUGAAUAUAUUUAUGUUGUAAUCGUUGGGACAUUGGUUUCCGUUGCCACCACUGUAGUUAAAAAAAAAAAAAAAGUCUGCAGUGCACCAUUUCUGAAUCUUAGUUGAGUUAUGCAAACAAUUUGAAAAAUCAGUGGAA